Molecule: messenger RNA, 1542 nt
Organism: Geosmithia morbida
Lineage: Eukaryota; Fungi; Ascomycota; Sordariomycetes; Hypocreales; Bionectriaceae
Product: pentatricopeptide repeat protein
Exons: 2
Coding region: 1-1542 (513 amino acids)
Molecular function (GO): protein binding
Source: RefSeq, a predicted model, not a curated record
AUGUUAUGCGACGGCUUAUGGCGCUGCCUCUGUCCUUCCUACACUCCCCGCGCCCUCCUCCGAGCUGUCCAGACACCACUCCCCAUCGCCGCACGAAGAGCUGCCAGACAGUGGCCGCACGGGAGGCAGUUCGGCGUAGAGACGCCGAGGGCGCCGACACGUAACGAUGGCGGUGACAGCCAAGAAAUUGCUUCCGCCGCUACCACCUCCAGGAUGGACGAGGUCCUGCUUCGACCGACGCCACCGACUGAAGAGACACUAUCGGACACGCCGACCGAGGAGAUAGCCGCAGCACUGAGAAGGAUGCGCGCGGUCCAAGGGUUCUCGGUGCACGGGCAGAGGCUAGACCGUUACCAGCGCAUUCUGCAGCUAGUAGAGCACUUGGUCGGCAAGCGCGGGUGGCCGCCUUCGGACGCCUUCGUGUACGAGUGCAUGAUGGACGCCAUGGCGGAUCCGCGCGGCUCGGCCAGCGGCGUGCGCGCUCUUCUGCGCAGCACAUGGUCGGAUGCCGGACCGAGCGAGAUGGCGUGCCGCAGCGCCCUGACCGCGCUGUCGGUGCAUCCGGACUACGCCCUCCGUCAGCAGGUCCUGUCCGCGAUGCGCACGUACUGGAUGGCCGAGGACGACAGGGAUGUGGCGCAGAGCGUGCUGGCCGCCAUGCUGCGCGAGGGCCAGGUCGAGAUGGCGUACGACCGGCUGAUGAGGUUGGUGGACGACGGCGAGCGCGUGGACCUCUGGCUGUACGACGUGUUCGUCGUGGUGCUCGCGCGCGAGGGCCACCUGGAUGAGAUGCUCAGCGUGCUUCUGCGGCGCAAGCAGGCGAAGGGUGCAGAUCACGCCAUGCUUAGCCUCACGGGCCACGCGCUCGACGUGUGCGCCGCGGCGUCGCACCUCGACGGCGUAGUCUGGGCGUGGACGGCUGCCGUACGCAACGACCGCAUCCAGCCGUCCGACGGGGUGCUGGAGAAUGUCCUCGCCACGGCCGCCCGGCACGGCAACGUCGGCAUCGCAACAGAGGCGCAUGCCAUGCUCUCGCGUCGCGGGAGAGUGCAGAUCCACCACUACGAGGCCCUCGUCGAUGCGUUUGCCCGCGAUGCGGAUGCCCCCGGGGCGCUGCGCGUCCUGAACAUCAUGCAACGGAGCGGGUUCCGCGUCGAGCGCGAGCAUACACGGUCCGUGUACGCGCUCCUGCGCAGCAGCGACAACGACGUCCUCGACGCGGCUGAGGCCGCCCUGCGCGAGAUGGCCGACGAGUCGCAGGAUGGCCGGGUGCCCCCCGGUAUCGUCUCCGUCGUCGUCGAGGCCAGGUCCAAGAACCACCGCGGUGGCAGCGACGCUGCCCACGCCCUCUACGCGGAUUUCCGGCACCUCACGGGCGAGGACCCCGCCGCCUCUACAAUACAGGAUAUGAUCCUGCACAGCAACGUGUUUGACCGCACGCGCGGCUACCUGGACGACUACAAACGCCUCGUUCCCGGCGAUGAGCCCCCGCCGCAGAGACUGCCCAUGGCGGCGAACAAGCUCGCUCUGGAAACUAUUUGA